Messenger RNA from Gilbertella persicaria, 646 nucleotides. RefSeq names its product cytochrome oxidase complex assembly protein 1-domain-containing protein. The transcript is spliced from 2 exons. Gene Ontology annotation, biological process: mitochondrial respiratory chain complex IV assembly. Bases 65 to 580 code for a protein of 171 amino acids. Lineage: Eukaryota; Fungi; Mucoromycota; Mucoromycetes; Mucorales; Choanephoraceae. The record is from RefSeq and is a predicted model, not a curated record. Gene Ontology annotation, cellular component: mitochondrial inner membrane.
CGCCUAAUGGACAUGGUUAAGCAUGUAUCUGAUUUUUCCUUUUUUUUUUCUUUGUCUUUUCUUCAUGUCAUUUUCUCGUAGACUUUUCCCUCUUUUACGUCAAACAGCACGUCGUCAAUUUACUUCUAAAACAAUUGUUGUUGACCGUGAACUACCCAAGCCCCCUCCACCUUCAAGAAAGCGUUGGCUUUGGACAGGUGCUGCUGUAGGUGCUGCUGUCUGGGUUGUUGGUCUCGGUGGUGCUUUAAACCAUCAACGUUUAUCAAGUAGUGUGGUUCAUGGUACUUUGUUUAUGGUUCGCUAUGAUCCUCGUGUGAUUGCUCUUAUUGGUGAUCGUGUAGAUUAUGCAGAUGCAUGGCCCUGGAUCAGUGGUAAUGUAAAUCACUUGAAAGGCAAGAUUGAUAUUGGCUUUAAAGUCAAGGGUUCUACAGGUGAAACUGCUCGAGUUCAUUUCGCUUCAAAGCGUGCAGGAAACAAAUGGAACACAAUAGAGUUUACAGUUGUACGUGAAUCAGAUCAAAAGCAAAUUGAUAUUGGCAAUCAUACCCUCACAGAAACUGGUGAGCCCAAAAUAGCCUAGUAUAUCUUAGAAUAGAAAAUCUGUUUUUUUUAUUUGCCAUUACAGAGACCAUUCAUUAAAAGUUGA